AUGCGAAAGUUGGUCUCCUUUAUCCUGUGCGGCUUGGUUGUGCUGUACGUCCUUGUAUCACCAGCGGACUCCAAGGAUAUGGGCGAAUCUGUCUGCUUACUGCAGAAUGCACCAGUUCAGUGCAGCCACUUUUGCUUGGCCGCACUCAGACCUAUAACCGAUGGGAUUCGUGGGACCCAGGACAAAUUGGACAGGCUAGAAUCGAAACUUCUGGCGGUGGAGAAUUUGCUUUCCAGCCACACCAGACCUAUAACCGAUGGGAUUCGUGGGACCCAGGACAAAUUGGACAGGCUAGAAUCGAAACUUCUGGCGGUGGAGAAUUUGCUUUCCAGCCACACCAUCCCGCUAGAGGUCUUUGAGAAGAGACUGACUCUGGUAGAAGGCCAACUUCAAGAGAGUCGAACCCUCCAAGAUGCGCAUCCAGAUACCCUUACCAAGAUUUACUCAAAAAUCCCACCGGUCUUCGAGCGCAUUGGCUCAAGGGUAUUUGCGGGCAUAUUCAACUGGGGUUGA
Drosophila subpulchrella is the source of this 513-nucleotide messenger RNA. RefSeq lists its product as uncharacterized. The record is from RefSeq and is a predicted model, not a curated record. Lineage: Eukaryota; Metazoa; Arthropoda; Insecta; Diptera; Drosophilidae. The transcript is spliced from 2 exons. Bases 1 to 513 code for a protein of 170 amino acids.